AUGUCUCGAUCCAACGACGCCGGCCACUUCUUCCAAACCUCCGAAGCCCUCGCCACGACCGAACGAAAAGCCGCCAAGUCCAAAAACAAGCAUGGCAACCCAAUCAAACUGCCCUCCAAAAUCCUCGCCGUAUGCGACGAUCGACAAGGAGGCGUGUACACCGCCGAAGCAGCAGGUGAAGUUAAGCGUGUAGCGUUAGAUACAGGCAAACUUGAACGCAUCUUCACCCAAGGAACCGCGCCCUUAACCUGCGUCGCCAUCGGCCCCGACAACAAGACGAUCUACACCGGCUCCUGGGACAAAACCAUCUACGCCAUCUGCCCUUCCGCCUCCCCUUCCAUCCAAACCCUCACCUCCCACACCGACUUCAUCAAAUGCCUCCUCCCGGUGACCCUCUCCUCCACCCCCCUCCUCCUCUCCGGCAGCGCCGACGCCACCAUCAUCCUCUGGAACCUCACCACCUCCAAACCCCUCCACAAACUCAAAGGCCACACCAAAGCGCUCCAGAACCUCGCCAUCGACCCGGAGAGCCUCACCGCCGACUCCUUCACGCUCUUCAGCGCCUCCUCGGACCGCGAGAUCCGGAGGUGGUAUAUCUCGCUCGAGAAAGCAUAUGAAUUGGAGGGGGAGGAGCCGAUCCUCGCGCAUGAGACGAGUGUUUAUGCGCUGCGCUUCGAUGGGGAUGGGGAUCUCUGGACUGCGUCGGCGGAUAAGACUGCUAAACACCUGAUCCGCUCGCGAGGCUGGGAAGCCGAUACGACGCUGCAACACCCGGAUUUCGUCCGCGACGUGCUACCCUUCGAGGACCUCGGGCUGGUCGUGACGGCGUGCAGGGAUGAGGAGGUGAGGGUGUGGGAGAUGAGCAGCGGGGCGUUGGUGUGUACGUACAGUGGGCAUUUCGAGGAGAUUACGGGGUUGGCGAGCCGGGGCGGGAGGAGAGAGGUGGUGAGUGUGAGUAUUGAUGGGACGGUGCGGGUGUGGAGUUUGGAGAGGGGGGAGAUGGAGAAGUAUCUGGAGGAGGUGGCGAGGGGGAAUAAGGCGGGAGAUGAGGGGGAGAAGAAGGAGGGUUUGCUUACGGCUGAGGAGGAGGCUGAGUUGGCAGAGUUGAUGGAAGAUGAUGAUUGA
Messenger RNA from Zasmidium cellare ATCC 36951, 1125 nucleotides. RefSeq lists its product as uncharacterized. Gene Ontology annotation, cellular component: transcription repressor complex; nucleus. Gene Ontology annotation, biological process: negative regulation of transcription by RNA polymerase II. Lineage: Eukaryota; Fungi; Ascomycota; Dothideomycetes; Mycosphaerellales; Mycosphaerellaceae. The transcript is spliced from 2 exons. Bases 1 to 1125 code for a protein of 374 amino acids. The record is from RefSeq and is a predicted model, not a curated record. Gene Ontology annotation, molecular function: protein binding.